This is a messenger RNA of Ylistrum balloti, 885 nucleotides long. Its product is annotated as sulfotransferase 1B1-like. Gene Ontology annotation, cellular component: cytoplasm. Gene Ontology annotation, molecular function: sulfotransferase activity. Bases 1 to 885 code for a protein of 294 amino acids. The record is from RefSeq and is a predicted model, not a curated record. NCBI's taxonomy places the organism in Eukaryota, Metazoa, Mollusca, Bivalvia, Pectinida, Pectinidae. The transcript has 5 exons. Gene Ontology annotation, biological process: sulfation.
AUGGAAAUGCGACAGCAGAAGGAUGCAGGUGGAGCUGUCCUCCAUUUUAAAUAUUUUGAUGGCAUUUACUUUCCACCAAAUGUCAUAGGGGACGUUAAGACCCAUUUAGACGCGAUAAAAAACCUUAAACAUAAAGAUGGAGAUGUUUUGCUUGAUACGUUUCCAAAAACAGGAACACACUGGACAUUUGAAAUUAUGCACAUGUUAGUAACUGGAAAGGCAGAAUAUUACCCCGAAAAGACUCUAGCUCUAGAGUUUGAGCCAAUUGAAAAACUUGACAACUUGGAAUCUCCCAGAGUUCACACGUCACACUUAUUUCCUCAACACAUUCCUCAGUCAUUGAUUGAUAAUAAAUCUAAAAUGGUAUACGUCUUUCGAAACCCGAAAGAUACUGCUGUGUCGAUGCAUUCUUUCAUGAAAAUCUUAAACGUCGAACUUCUACAGGGGUACGAAUCAACAUGGGACAAUUACAUCGAAUCAUAUAUGAAUGACAAAGUACCUUACAAUUCCUGGUGCGAACACGUAAAAGCGUGGUUGGAUUUCCAGAAAUCACAUCCGGGAUUAUCCAUACUUUUUAUCGCGUUCGAGGACAUGAAGAAGGAUUUACGGAGAAGCGUUCAGAAAAUUGCUGAACAUCUGGAAUUAAAACACAGUCCGGAAUUCCUAGACAAAGUGGCGGAAAAGUGUCAAUUUAUCAACAUGUCAAAGGGGAAGACAUGCGCGGAGGAGACAAAAAUGGGUGUUGGUGGAAAAAAUCCAUUUUAUAGAAAAGGUGACGUGGGAGAUUGGAAAAAUUAUUUCACAGUUGCGCAGAACGAGAGGUUUGAUGUGUUCUUAAAGGAAAAUAUGGCAGACAUUGAUCUAGAUAUAAAAUAUACACUCUGA